AUGGAGGAAACUGCCGUCGCCACUGCCACCGCCACCGCCACCGCCACCGCCACCGAAACCCUAACAACUUCACCACUUCAUGCAUCGCCAUUACCAACUCUUCCGUUUGAACUUGUUGUUGAAAUUCUGUAUCGUUUGCCGGUGAAGCUUCUCGUUCAACUUCGAUGUCUAUGUAAGUCCUUAAAUACCCUAAUUUCUGAUCCCAAAUUCAUCAGGAAACAUCUUAGCAUGUCAACCGACUGCCACCGCCUCCUUUUGUUUUCCGGAGUUGAUUCCCAUGUACUGUCUUACCCACUUCACUCCAGUUUCAGCGUUAUCGCCGAUAACGCCACCCGACACGUUUAUCCUUUUACUUUCAAAGAACAAUUUCAUUAUAUCUUCGGCUCUUGCCAUGGAAUGUUUUGUUUGGAGGUAAACGGCUCUGUUAUUUUGUGGAACCCGUCCAUUCAAAAAUUCAAAGCAUUACCUUAUUUAGGUGGUUAUCCUUCAUAUGGUUUUGGAUUUGAUGCUUUAAGUGAUAAUUAUAAGGUGGUUUCUAUUCUUCGCAAUAUGAUUCCAGGUAGUAAUGGAAAUCAUGAAGCUAAAAUAAAGGUUCUUACAUUGGGUACUAAUUCUUGGAGAAUGAUUCCAGGCGAGUUUCCUGUGCCGAACACUAGAACACUGAAAUUAGCUAGUGGCACACUCAACUGGUUUGCAUCUAAUGAUUCUAGCAUUGUUUCUUUUGAUUUGGUGAAUGAGUCGUGUCAAAAACUUUUGCUUCCUAAGUAUGGAGGGGAGGAGGUAGAUAAGGUGAUCUUAGAUGUCUUGAGGGAUUGUUUGUGUAUCUUUGCUCAUAGUAACACAUAUUCUAGUGUUUGGAUGAUGAAGGAAUAUGGAAAUGCAGAAUCUUGGACACAAUUGUUUCGCGUUCCUCGCAUGGAAGAUCCUUUCUACGAUCGAUAUACCACACCAAUCUGGAUCUCUGAUGAUGACCUGGUGCUGAUGAAGAAGGAAUGUAUGUCAUUGUCAUCAUGGAUAAUGAAUUUGGCCCUAUGUGAUUUCAAAAAUGGUGCCUUUAAGAUUCAAAUGAUUCAAAAUAUCAACGAUUGGAUUACCCCUCAAGUCUACAUUGAGAGUUUGUUAUCACCUUGUUUCUAA
Molecule: messenger RNA, 1137 nt
Organism: Lathyrus sativus (Indian pea)
Lineage: Eukaryota; Viridiplantae; Streptophyta; Magnoliopsida; Fabales; Fabaceae
Source: the annotation of a GenBank genome assembly